AUGGACAGCGACAACGAGAUGAUGGUGCAACUGUUCACGGAGGAGCAGAACGCUGCGGCUGUCCGGCGGCAACAACAACAACUGAUUCCGACGAGCUUCCUCUGCAUUCGCCAGCCUUUGUUCGGCGUGCCUCGACGCGGCGGCUCAAAGCCAGGCAAGAGGAGGAACGUCAGUCGGCAUCGUCAAGCCGGCGCCAUGCUGCUUGACGUUGACUACUUCGUCGAUGACGUGUCUCAUUCGCCAAAGGAAUUUCGGCGCCGGAUUAGGAUAAACAAGGAUAUGUUCAUGAAGAUUGUCUUUGGCGUCAGGGAGUACGAGGACUAUUUCAUGAUCAAGCAAUAUUGUACAAGGUACUAUCUAGUUGAUGGUAUCUACCCGACGUAUGCUACAUUUGUGAAGACAGUCACAACUCCAACUUCGGAGAUGGAUGCUUAUUUUACAAUAUGCCAGGAGGCAGCUUGCAAGGAUGUUGAGCGUGCUUUUGGGGUGCUUCAGUAG
Messenger RNA from Lolium perenne, 498 nucleotides. Lineage: Eukaryota; Viridiplantae; Streptophyta; Magnoliopsida; Poales; Poaceae. The record is from RefSeq and is a predicted model, not a curated record.